AUGCCCCGCUCUGCCCUGCAGCUGGAGGUGCCCAGCCGUGGCGUGGACAAGCCGCCUGCCAGCACCGGGCCGUACCUGCUGGGGAAGGACAUUGGCAGGAGCAAGUACGAGUGCAACCUCUGCGCCAAGAGCUUCGGGCAGCUCUCCAACCUCAAGGUCCACCUGAGGGUGCACAGCGGUGAGCGGCCUUUCCAGUGCCCCAUCUGCAAGAAGCGCUUCACGCAGCUGGCACACCUGCAGAAGCACCAGCUGGUGCACACCGGCGAGAAGCCCCACCAGUGCCCGACGUGCCACAAGUGCUUCAGCAGCAGCAGCAACCUGAAGACCCACCUGCGGCUGCACUAGAAGCCCUUCCAGUGCCACCAGUGCCGCAGCCAUUUAAGCAGCUUUUCCUCCGCACUGCCAAGUGCACCCAUCCCUUUUCCACUGGCGGGUGCUGUGACCCUGGGGAUCCAGCUGUGA
Aptenodytes forsteri (emperor penguin) is the source of this 462-nucleotide messenger RNA. RefSeq names its product zinc finger protein 683 (gene ZNF683). Gene Ontology annotation, molecular function: DNA-binding transcription factor activity; RNA polymerase II cis-regulatory region sequence-specific DNA binding; histone deacetylase binding. Gene Ontology annotation, cellular component: cytoplasm; nucleus. Gene Ontology annotation, biological process: regulation of transcription by RNA polymerase II; cell fate commitment. Lineage: Eukaryota; Metazoa; Chordata; Aves; Sphenisciformes; Spheniscidae. The record is from RefSeq and is a predicted model, not a curated record.